AUGGAAAAAUCUCAGUCCAGACAGAAAUAUAACACAAAGGUGCCUCAGCAUGAAGGUCAAAAACACUUGGACACUACCUACAAAACAAGGACACAUAUGAAGGUGGAGCUGAAUAAGCACACAGGCAAGCAAAAGAAGCACUUGAAGCUAAGUAACUUCCCAGGAAUAUCAACUGAACACAGAAAAAAGACUCUUUACCCGACACAGUCACUUAAAAGGGAGAAUUUGUUCCAAAAUUUCACAAAUCUACUACUCUUCCAAAAAUUGUGUACAAGAGGCUCAGAGAACUUGGUCAGGAAAAGCUGGCAUCCUUGUGUACCAGAAGAAGGAGGACAUAUGAUUGAGAUCCAAGACUUAUUUGGCCCAAACAUAGGUAUCCAAAAAGGGCCUCAAUUAGUCAUAAUAGAGGGGGCUGCUGGAGUUGGGAAGUCAGUGCUGGCCAUGCAGGUGAGGAGAGCCUGGAAGGAAGGUCAGCUCUACAGGGAUCGCUUCCAGCAUGUCUUCUUCUUCAGCUGCAGAGAGCUGGCCCAGGGCAAGCAGCUGAGUCUGGCUGAGCUCAUAGCACAAGGCCAGGAAGUGCCUAUAUCUCCCAUCAUUCAGAUCCUGUCUCACCCCGAGAAGCUGCUCUUCAUCCUGGAUGGCAUAGAUGAGCCAGCAUGGUUCUUGGAGGAGCAGAAUACUGAGUUAUGUUUGCACUGGAGUCAAGUUCAGCCUGUGCACACACUGCUAGGAAGUUUGCUGGGGAAAUCCAUCCUUCCUGAGGCUUCCUUCCUACUCACAGCUCGGACAACAGAUAUACAGAACUUCAUUCCCUCCUUGGGGCAUCCAUGUCAGAUAGAAGUGCUAGGAUUCAUUGAGUUUGAACGGGUAGAAUAUUUCUACACAUAUUUUGCAUCUCUCUCAGAUGCAAUUACUGCUUUUGAAUUGGUUGGAUCUAACCCAGUGCUCCUGACCCUGUGUGAGGUCCCCUGGGUGUGCUGGCUGGUCUGCACUUGCCUAAAAAAGCAGACGGAUCAAGGUGGAGACCUCUUACUGACCUCACAGACCACCACAGCUCUCUGCCUGAAAUACCUUUCCCUGAUAAUCCCAGGUAAGCACAUGGGGACACAGCUCAGAGCCCUUUGCUCACUGGCUGCUCAGGGGAUCUGCCAAAGAAGGACCCUGUUCAGUGAAAGCGACCUCCGUAACCAAGGGUUUGCAGAGGAUGCCAUUGUCACUUUCCUGGAGAUUGGUGUUCUUCAAAAGCAGACCAGCACUCUGAGAUACAGCUUUGUCCAUUUGUGUUUCCAGGAGUUCUUUGCAGCGAUUUCCUACAUCUUGGAGGAUAGUGAGGAAAAACAUGGUGAUAUGGAAGAUGACAGAAUUGUGGAAACCUUGGUAGAACGAUAUGGAAGUCAGAACCUGUUUGAGACACCCACUGUGCGCUUUCUAUUUGGUCUUUUGAGUAAAGAGGGAUUGAAAGAAAUGGAAAAGUUCUUUUCAUGCAGCCUUCCUGGGAAGACAAAGUUGAAGCUGCUAAGGCACAUCCUAGCAAAAUCCCAACCCUAUCAACCACCAUGUCUGGGUUUGCUCCACUGUCUGUAUGAAAAUCAGGAAAAGGAGCUCCUGACACAUGUGAUGCAUGAUCUUCAAGGAACAAUAGUGCCUGGCCCAAAUGACAUUGCACACACAGUGUUCCAGACAAAGGAGAAGCACCUGGUGAUACAGACAGACAUGGAGCUCAUGGUGGUCACUUUCUGCAUUCAGUUCUGCUGUCAUGUGAGGAGUCUCCAGCUGAAAAGGAAAGGACAGCAUGAACAUAAGUUAACAGCUCCAAGGGUGGUCCUGUGCAGAUGGACCCCAAUCACUGAUGCCAGUUGGAAGAUUCUCUUCUACAAUCUAAAAUUUACCAGAAAUCUGGAGGAGCUGGACCUCAGUGGGAAUCCACUGAGCUACUCUGCAGUGCAAAGUCUCUGUACAACUCUGAGCCUUCCUGACUGUCAAUUAAAGACCUUGUGGCUUGUUGAAUGUGGCCUCACAACCACAUACUGUUCACUCCUGGCCUCAGUGCUCAGUGUCAACUCAAGCCUGACUGAGCUAGACCUGCAGCUGAAUGACCUGGGUGAUGAUGGUGUAAGACUGUUGUGUGACGGGCUCAGGAAUCCUGCCUGCAACCUCAGCAUCCUGUGGCUGGACCAGGCCUCUCUUAGUGACCAAGUGAUUACAGAGCUCAGGACCCUGGAGGCAAGGAAUCCAAAGUUGCUCAUCUCCAGCACAUGGAAACCACAUGUGAUGGUCCCUACUAAGAACAUGGAUAAAGAAGAAGUGGGUGAUAGCCCAACCUCAUUCAAGAAGAAGACACAAGAGUCAGGAGACAAACCCCUGGAAUCUCUGGGGACUGAGGAUGACUUCUGGGGACCUAUGGGACCUGUGGCUACUGAGGUGGUUGACAGAGAGAGGAACAUGUACAGAGUUCAAUUGCCCAUGGCUGGUUCCUACCACUGUCCCAGCACAGGACUCCAUAUUGUGGUGACAAGGGCAGUGACAAUUGAGAUUGAAUUCUGUGCCUGGAGCCAAUACCUGAACAAGACUCCCUUGCAACACAGUCACAUGGUGGUUGGACCUCUGUUUGACAUCAAGGCUGAGCAAGGAGCUGUGACUGCAGUGUACCUCCCUCAUUUUGUGGCUCUCCAAGAUGGAAUGGUGGACAGCUCCUUGUUCCAUGUUGCCCACUUUCAAGAAUAUGGAAUGGUCCUAGAAAGCCCAGCAAGGGUGGAACGGCAUUAUGCAGUACUGGAAAGCCCAAGCUUCUCCCCAAUAGGAGUUCUACUAAGAAUGUUUCCUGCUGUCAGACAACUCAUCCCUAUCACUUCAAUCACACUGAUCUACUAUCACCUCUAUCUCAAGGACGUCACCUUUCACCUUUACCUGGUCCCCAAUGACUGCACUAUUCGGAAGGCCAUUGAUGAUGAAGAAAUGAAGUUUCAGUUUGUGCGCAUAAACAAGCCACCCCCAGUGGAUGCUCUUUAUGUUGGUUCCCGCUAUAUCGUGUCUGGCUCCAAAAAGGUGGAAAUUAUGCCAAAGGAACUGGAGCUCUGCUACCGAAGCCCUGAGGAAUCUCAGCUCUUCUCUGAGAUCUACAUUGGACACAUGGAUUCAGAGAUUAUGUUGCAAAUUAGAGACAAGAGGCAUAUGAAUCUCGUAUGGGAGGCCUUGCUGAAACCAGGAGACAUCAGACAAGCACUAUUCAAAGUUUCUCCAGCCCCCAAAGAUGCUCCUUCCUUGCUACACUUCAUGGACCAGCAUCGGGAGCAGUUGGUGGCCCGAGUGACAUCAGUGGAUCCUCUCUUGGACAAGCUUCAUAAUCUGGUGCUGAGUGAAGACUCCUAUGAGGCAGUGCGGGCUGAGACUACAAACCAAGACAAGAUGAGGAAGCUCUUCAGCUUCAGCCGAUCCUGGAGUCAAGCCUGCAAAGACCAAUUCUACCAAGCUCUGAAGGAGACCCAUCCUCACCUGGUCAUGGACCUCUCUGAGGAGUAA
Messenger RNA from Arvicanthis niloticus (Nile rat), 3519 nucleotides. The record is from RefSeq and is a predicted model, not a curated record. Lineage: Eukaryota; Metazoa; Chordata; Mammalia; Rodentia; Muridae.